UCUUGUGAGGCGUAGCAAGCAUCAGGAUUUUGAGAAAUAGCCCCCGACCACUGGCUGCAUAAUAAAUUGCUGCCCAGUUCCCUUCUAACCUUCCCCCUACCUUUGCCCCUAAAACGCUAACCUGCUGUCCCUCUUUCUCUCUCCCUUUUUCAAUACCACCAGCCUCGUAUUUUAGUUGUUUUUCCAAAACCGCGCCCCCUCGUUACUUUUUUCUGUACAGACAAUAUCCGUCCUUCGACCGCUUUUUCCUGGCAAUGCUUGAGGCGUAUCCGACACCGCAGGAGAUCACUGUGUCCCCGGAUUCGUUUGCGCUGGGAUGGCUCUACCCGUACGCCAUGCACUGGAAAAUGCCGUUGUUUCUUGCGCUCACAUAUCUCAUGCUAAUCAGCCGGAUCAACCCACAAAAGUCCAAUGUCUCGCGGACUCCUUUGCAUCGGGCGCAAUCGCCGCUGUUCAAAAACAUGGUCAUUCUGCACAACAUCAUCCUGGCAGCAUACUCGCUGUGGACGUUUGUUUCAAUGGUCUAUGGCCUCGCCGUCAAUCUGUCCACGUACGGCUGGCGCGACGGGAUCUGCGACACAGGGUUUACAAUGUGGAACAACUCGCUGUUCCAGCUGUCGUUUUACUUUUAUCUGUCAAAGUACUACGAGUUCAUUGACACCCUGAUCAUCAUCUAUAAGGGCCGCCGUGCCAGCCUCUUGCAGAUGUACCAUCACGCCGGUGCCGUUCUGACCAUGUGGGCCGGGUGCUAUUACACUGCCGUGCCGAUUACCUUCUUUGUUAUCACAAACUCGCUGAUCCACACGUGGAUGUAUGUUUUCUACGCCCUGACUGCUGCAGGAAUCAAGCCGCCUGGCAAAAAGCUGCUGACGAGCAGCCAGAUAUUCCAAUUUGUCUUUGGGAUCUCAAUUUGCUUCUUCUAUCUGUUCUACCCUGGAUGCCAGAAUGACCGCCAGAAAAUCGCCAUUUACAUGAAUCUCGCCUACAUCUUCCCGCUCCUGGGGCUGUUUGUGUCGUUUUUCACCAGGACAUACCGGAGGAGAGAGAACAAGCCCAAGACCUUGUAGGCUCCCACAUUUUUAAAUAUAUUUUCGGUAUCAGUAGCUGCACUUGGC
Messenger RNA from Linderina pennispora, 1115 nucleotides. RefSeq lists its product as uncharacterized. Lineage: Eukaryota; Fungi; Kickxellomycota; Kickxellomycetes; Kickxellales; Kickxellaceae. Gene Ontology annotation, cellular component: endoplasmic reticulum membrane. Gene Ontology annotation, molecular function: fatty acid elongase activity. Gene Ontology annotation, biological process: sphingolipid biosynthetic process; fatty acid elongation, polyunsaturated fatty acid; very long-chain fatty acid biosynthetic process. Bases 255 to 1067 code for a protein of 270 amino acids. The record is from RefSeq and is a predicted model, not a curated record. The transcript has a single exon.